Molecule: messenger RNA, 1682 nt
Organism: Anopheles cruzii
Lineage: Eukaryota; Metazoa; Arthropoda; Insecta; Diptera; Culicidae
Gene: Mipp1
Product: multiple inositol polyphosphate phosphatase 1
Exons: 6
Coding region: 175-1632 (485 amino acids)
Molecular function (GO): inositol phosphate phosphatase activity; acid phosphatase activity
Source: RefSeq, a predicted model, not a curated record
GGUGCUUCGUCGCGACUUUAGUCAACGAGUGUUAAAAGAUAAUUGCUAGGCGUGACAUGCAUUCGUGCGUUCCCUAACAACCACUGCGUCGGCAAACCUUAUCUCCGUGUUUAAAAGUGCAUAAAGAGAGCGUUUUCCAGUUCAACAAAAAACAACGACCAACUCCCGAAGAACAUGAUCCUGCGAGUUGCCCUCCUACCGACCGUCCUGCUCGGCCUGGUGAACGUGUCCAUUGCGCAAAGAAGUGACUGCUGCGAGUCGUAUUGCUACAACGAUGAUCACGAUCGCACACAAGUGCAACACUUUGCCACCAAAACGGCCUACGAAGUCAUUCGUAUUCCCGAUACGGACAAACAGCACAUUGUGCCCAAUUGUCGCCCGGUAAAACUUUGGUCAUUAAAUCGUCACGGUACGCGGCUGCCAUCGAAAGGUGAUAUUCAAAAGCUGCCCAGGUUACUCAAAAUGCUGCAGGAUGCCAUUAUGGAGAACUACUUCGGUCGACGCACAUUGCCGGACAACGGGCGAAUGUGUGAGGAGGACCUAGAGCUUCUCCGAGGCUGGAACUGGAAUCCGAACAUAACCGAGCAGUACGAGUCGGUGCUGACGACGGCCGGCUGGGAAGAAGUAAAGUAUUUCGCUCUUCGGACGAAGAACAGAUAUUGGGACAUUAUUGGCCCAACUUAUGAGCCAAAGAAGUACCUCUUCCGUCACACCAACGCUCAGCGUACGGAAGCGAGCUUUAAAGCGUUCGUUGAAGGGUUGUUCGGUACCGAGGAAGCGAAACGUGUCAAACCGGUGCCAGCUUCUGAUCCCGAUCGAUUGCUAAAACCGUAUGAUUACUGUCCCGAUUACGCCAACAAUAAGGCCCGCGACGAACGGGAUGAAAACGCCGAGGCAAACAAAUUCACUCGAACACCGCUUUUCAUCAGCACUGUUUGGGACAUUUCGCAACGGUUAGGCUUCCGGCACAACCUGAGCGUUGAACAGAUAGACGCCAUGUGGAGUAUGUGUCGGUUCGAGCAAGCCUGGCACCUAUCGAUGACCAGUCCGUUCUGUUCGGCGUUCACCAAGGAUCAGGUCCGUGUGCUCGAGUAUAAAGAGGAUUUGCAGUACUACUACAGCAACAGCUACGGAUACCAGCACAGCCAGAACCUAGCCUGCCACGCCGUAGCAGAUAUGUUGAAGCAUCUCGGCACAACGGAGGAACCGUUAAUGGUUUCGUACUUUACGCACGAUUCCGAGCUGCAACUUUUCCUUGCGGCGCUAGGGGCAAAACGGGAUCAUGUUCCGCUGCGAGCUGACAACUUUGCGACGAUGCGAAACCGUCAGUACACUUCCAGCAAUAUUCCUUUCGCGGCCAACAUAGUUGCCGUCAAGUAUCAAUGCACGGAACCGCAAGAACCGGUGAAGGUAAUCUUCUUCCUCAACGAAAGGCCAAUCAUGCUGGAUUGGUGCCGAGUUGGGCUUUGCAACUGGUCCGAUGUGAAGCGCCAGUACCAAAGAUUCAGCGAGGGUAACUGUGACCAAAUGUUCUGCUUCGGAAGUGGAGCAUCGGAAAUGAGGCUUUCUUUUACCAUCUUCCUACUGGGAGCCACCACUUUGGUGGCGUGGACCAGACUUAGUAUUUUUUAACGCUAGUACCGAUACCGAAUUGUGCUUUUCGAGAUCUUACACAAUAAAAC